AUGGAGAAACGCGUAUUAAAACUUGAAUUUGAUGUUGGCACAACAAGUCGUUCAGCAACCGGUGGUAAAAAUGAAGGUGUUGGUAAAACAAUGGAACUUGUUCAACGUGAACAUGAUCGUGAUGUUAAAGAAAAAGAAGAAUUACGUUUUUUAAAUGAUCGUUUUUCGCAUUUUCUUGACAAUAUCGAACAAUUAAAAAAACUUAAUGAACAAUUACAAGCACAAUUAAAAGAUGAAUUUUCUAAAUGGGGAAUUUUACCACGAGAUGAAAAUGAAUUACAAAAAUUAAUAGUUCAAAUUAAUGAUCGUGCUAUGAAACGUGCUAAUGAUGAAGUACGUUCACGUGCAGCUGAACAAGAAUCAGCUAUACUUAAUCGUGCAGCUGCUUUAUAUGGAAAUAUACAAGAUAUGUAUAAACGUAAACAAGAAAAUUUACGUAAUCUUAUUGAUAAAUUACAAGAAGAAAUAAAUCGUAUUAGUCAACAUGAACGUGUAAGUAAUGAAGAAGUAACAACAACUCGUGAUGAUUUAAUAAAAGAAUUAACAAAAUUUCGUCAACGUUUACAAGAUUGGCUUCGUAUUGUUGUUGAAAAACAAACAUUAUUAGAUGAUAUACAAUCAUUACGUGAACGUAUUAAUUUAAUCAAUGCAUUGAAUGAAGAAGAAAUAAAUGAAUGGAAACGUCUUUUAGAACAAUCAAAUGUUGAUUCACUUUCAUUUUAUAAAGAAGAAUUAGCAAAUGCUAUAAGAGAUAUUAAACGAGAUUAUGGUAAACAGGCAAAGAAAUUUCAAGAUGAACUUGAAUAUCAAAUUGAAGGACAAUUACGUACGAUUGAAAAUCAACUGAAACAAACACCAGGUGUAGGUGAUGGUUCAAUGCAAGAAUCUGAACGAAAUCGUUUACAAAUGGAAGAAACAAAAUUACGUGGAUUUAUGGAAGAAUAUGAUAAAGAACAAGCUCGUUUGAAUGAAUUAACAAAAAUCUUAUCAGAUAAACGUCGUGCAUUACGUGAUGAAGAAACAAAAUUACAUGAAAUUGAAAGAAAACUUCGUGAAAAACAAAUGCAUGAACGAAAUAUUACUGACCGACUUAAACAUGAAUAUGAUGAAUUACGUCAACGAUUCGAACAGAUGGCAUAUGAAUUAAGAUUUAGUAUUGAAGAUGAACUUAAAAUAUAUUCUCGAUUACUUGAUGAACUUAUGAAAAAAUCAACAGUUAAUUCAACAUCAACUAGUGCAACUCAACAAAGUGGUGGAUCAACUUUUACAGCAAUAUCAUCAACAAUACGAUCAGGUGGUAUUGAAGAUCAUGAUAAAUCUUCCAGUUUACAAAGAAUGCAUAAUACUACUUCAAGUGCUGGUUCAGGAAAUUCAAUUUUUGAUUUAGGUGGAACUAGCAGUGCAUUUCGACCAAAUGAUCAUGAUACAUACAAUACAAGCUCAGAAACUCGAUCUUCAUCGUUUACACAACAUCAUUAA
This is a messenger RNA of Adineta steineri, 1479 nucleotides long. NCBI's taxonomy places the organism in Eukaryota, Metazoa, Rotifera, Eurotatoria, Adinetida, Adinetidae. The record is from the annotation of a GenBank genome assembly.